UGUUCUGAAGAAUCCAAGAUGGCGGAAAAUCAAACGAAGAAUUUUCCGGAAAAGUACACCCUUGUCACCGUUAUUCACCAGAAAAAGACUUUGAUUGAGUUUCAUAGAACAUGAAGCGUUGUAUAAAUGAUUUGAGGUUGAUGGUGUUUCUUUUAACCAUUGUGUAACUGGUCAUUGGAUCUGAAAAUGGCGAGCUGUAACCCAGAUUCAGCUGAUUCUGUGGAAUCCCCAGUACUGUCGUUGUUCAAAAUGACAAAGGGUUCUGCCAUGCUCAAGGUCAAGCGGCAUGUAAGUAUUUCCCGUCAUAGUUACCUAGGUUUAAGAUAACGCAUGUCACUGAGAUGGGGCGAUAGACGAUAUCAUGUUAUAGUCGUAUUUCCUCGAAUAAGCUAGCGCCCAGGCGAUUACUUAUAGUUUCGGCUCAAAGGAGGGGCGCUUACCGGAAGGAGGGCGCUCAAUCGAGGGGAGCGCUCAUAAAAAAAUUUCAACCUGUACUGAUUUCGUUGUUAAAAAGUUAUAGGUAAAGUGUCAUGUCAUAGAAACAGGUUUUUGCUUGUACUAUUUAAGAAAGUGAGGGAGGAGGGGGAAGGGGGGUGGGUACUUAUUCGGGGGGGGGAGGGAGGACUUUUAUUCGAGCGUGGGUGCUUGUUUGAGGAAAUAUGACAUCUAAUGAAUUGGCAGGCAGGGGUGAAUAGCAAACUUUUUCCAAAUUUAUUUGUAAUCUCUCUCGUCUGAAAUAUUAAUGGGGAGAAGUGAAAUAAUUCUACAGGACUGAAAAAGGUAUUGAUUAAUUUUGCUACAUUACUUAAAAUAAUCUUUUAAUUUUAUUUUAUUUUGUCAGGGAACUCCUCAGAUCAAGAAGUUUGUAUUAUCAAGAGGUACAGUGUGAUAAAUUGAUGUACAAAAAUUUCUCUCAACAGACUUUUCUUUGUGAAUUAGAUGUCUUUGCUUCUUUCAACACCUUGGUUUUAACCUUAAAACUCUUAAGAUCUGAUCAUUAAAUCUCCCCUCCAGCUGCUACUCAUUUCCUUGUAAAAUAGUUAUGAGAAUAUGGUGUUUGAUCAUAAUAAAAACAUUCUACCUGAUAAGUUUGAGUAUUCUCUUUACCUGUUUGCUUGAUAAUGUAGUGGAUAUUUUAGGAAGAAGUUACAUGUUAAUCACUUCUGCUUUGCUUUGUAAAAUCCAUUUUUACCAUUAACAGACUGAAAUACUUUUCCAAAAGUUUCUCUUGUUAAUGAAUAUCUAUUAUUGCAGAUCUUGCUCAUUUACAAUGGGGAACCCCAAAAAAUAAAGGAGAAAAAUCUGGUAAUUAGUUUGCUUCUCUUUACAUAUACAAGUUAAUGAGAUUUGCUCUAUCUUGCAUAAGCUUCAAACUCAUUAAUGCUUAUUGUAAACAACAGGUCAAUGAUCUGCACACAAUCUUUGCAUGUAAACGCAUGUGAAAAGCAUAUAAAAAGUAUGUAAAAAGCAAAUGAGAAAUUUGAUAGCCUUACUAUAGUGUUUCUAUUCUCUUUCCAAUUAGUCCCUAAAGCCUGUAUGUAAAAAAAAGUUGUACUUUAUGGUUCUGACAGCAAAGUGUGACGGAACUGACCCCAAGUUUUGAACUUGGGUUUUUUACAGAGCAGUCCUGUGCAUAAAGAAUCUUCUCUGAUAUUUGUAACUAAACUCAACUUGGAUUUAUUUUAAUUUACGGUCACUGCAAUAAUUGCUGUUGCUAUUCAACCUGAGUGUAAUUUUGUAACCUCUAUAGUAUCGACUUCACAAAUGACUGAGCUUUUAAAAGGACAAAAGACCAAAGUAUUUCAGAACUGCCCUAUUCCACAGAGGGAGGUAAAGAAAAAAAAAUAAUUUUUGUUAUGAAUUCUGUUACAUUUAAUUGCCUCAUGUGUUCAUGAUACAUUGUAGGUUCAAAUUUUCAGUUCCUGUAGUAGUUAAAGUGGAUUGUUCAUGAUAGAUUAUUUAAAUAAUUGAACUGAUCUCAAUUUUUUGUCAUAGCUAUACCAACAUGUACUUUUUAAUAAUUCUACAAGUUCUUUAUAGGAGCGAUAAAAUGUUUUGAUAAAUGUUGAGCAUUUUAAUUUGAUGGAGUUGAACAGCACCUUGGCCAGCCUUUCUUAGUCAAGCUUUACUGUAGAUAUGUAUCUAUUUAUUUCUGUAGACCAUUUCAGUGUUGGGGUCUAUUGAUAACAACAUGGUGGGAAGUGGGAAGGUCAACAAAGAAAGAUGAAGUUAUUUCUGCUCAGAGAUCCGGGAUUUUUUUAUUACAUGCACAAGUGUUAUUUAAUUUACAUAAGUGACAUUUUCAAUUCUGAUUCAAUUUUUUUUUGUUUGGUUUUAGUUUGUUUGUCUUCUUGUUUUAAAAUUUAGAUUUGUUUUUUGUUUAGUUGAAGAUUUGAUUUCAAAUUAAUGAACCUGUAAAGGUUAAAUUUUAAAUAUGAGAAUCAGGCCCUUGCUGGGCUGCUUAAUUGGAAAUCGGUCUGAGGUAAAUAUUCCUCUUCUUUUUCAGUCCAUGUCUUUCUCUGUGGUUUACAAGAUUGGUAAAAGUUUGCAGACAAUAGAUGUUGUUUGUUUUGACAAACAGCAGUGUGAUACAUGGACAUCAGGUUUGCAGGUAUGUUUUGUUGUAAAAUAAUUGUUUAAUGAAAUUUAAAGUUUUUUAAAUUAAAGCAUUGUGCAACCAUAUUUUAAAGAUAAAGGGGGUACGUUUCUAAAGAAUCUGUGGUGCUACAUCAGGUGUGUAUAGGAAGAUAAUGUAGUGUUAUCAAUGUAAAUUAUAUAAUGUAAAUUGGCCACUGUAAAGAGUCUCUAAAGCUGAUAUUCUGAAUGUUAGCCCUUCCUCAGAGCAAACAGAGGGAUUGUGAAUUGAGUAUUUUUUUAAAAUGCAGAAAGAGGAGCUGUACUAUUGGUGAGAAGAUGGUAACAAGAAUAAAAGAGAAUGAAGUAGUUGCAUAAAAAGUGUUCAUUGAUACUGUUGGGAUAACGAGUGCUGAUUUUAAAGAUUAAUUUUUAUUCUAGAGGUUUGCAGCUUUCUGGACAGCUUAGAUGUCAAGGGAAUAGCAGCAGACUUCCAUCUAUUCAGAUAAUUUAGUGUUAACAACUGAGUUGAAAAUGUAAAUUGGCCACUGUAAAGAGUUGAAAGGCUGGCAUAAUGAGUGUUAGCCCUUUGUCAGAGUGAAGGAACUCCAGACUUCCAACUCCUUUAUGGUGGCCAAUUUACAUUUUCAAUUCAGUUGUUAGCAUGAAAUUACCUGUUAUACUCUUCCACUGACACAGCACCACAGUUUCUUUAGAAAGUUACCUCCUUUAUCCCAUCUAUUCACUCUGAUAUUAUACAGCUAACAAUGAAAACAUCAGCUUUAAAAACUUUUUAGGGCUGCUAACUUGCAUCAUCAUCUAAGGUGAUCAUACCAAAUUAGCCCAUUUUUUUAAAUAGUUUUGUUUUCUUCUUCAAUAUUACUGUCAUGGUAUCUAGACUUUACACUUCAUCCCUUUUAUUUUCUAGUCUUAAGAGGGAUGUGGCUAUGGGUUUAAUUGGAGAAUACAGUUUGAUUGUUCAGUACUCAAACUAUACACUUGUUUAAUCUGACAGGCCUUGGUGAGUGGUUUUAAUGACAGAAAGGUCAUUGAUGAAUUAUAUAAAAGUGGAAGGAAUCGAGAUGAGAUGGAUAACCAACGUGUAUCACCAACGGAUGAUGUGGGUAGAUUGUGUGGUAAUUUGUUAGUUACAGUCUGUCCUCAGUUAUAAUUCUUUUACACAUGUUGAUAAGGCCAGAAAGGCCACUUCACAUACAAAGAAAAGAAUACAAAGAGAAAGCCCAGCAUUUAUGAAAUAAGUGAAUUUUGCUAAAGUUAGUGAGUGAAAGAUGGCACAAUGGCCUUUUAUAAUAGCAAAGAACAUGUAUGUGUAGAAUUCUGCUAACUUGAACAAAGGCUAUUUCCACUGGGUUUGGAUUUGGAUUGGGCUACUUUUUUUUUCGUCAUCUACUAUCAUCUAACUUGAACUCAGGUAACCUUCUGACCCCUAAGAGAGUUCAGCAUCCAAUUUCUUCAUACAUCAUCACUGCUGAAUCAAACAUUUAAGUAAAAAGAAUACAGAAAAUGAUCGUCAAACUAAACAUUCUUUUCUAAUAAACUCGCAUAAAACAAACUAAAUAACACAGAAAUGACUGUUGAUUGUGCAAGAAUCAUGGUAAAAACACAGUUCCUAAUUAAUCAUUAACAUGGUAAUUGAAAUUCAACACCAAUCCUGUUAACAAACCCUUCUAACUCUAACCACUUUUUGUUUCCCAUGGGAGUAACGCUACAAGUUAGCUGCAUGCUACAGUACUUCAAAACUGCCUGACAACCUAACUUUCUCUGAUUGGUAGGUCAUGAAAUACAGUGUUUGUAAUUUCCCUUCACAUGAAAUCUUGAACCCUUUAACUCCUAGAAGUGAUAAAUGUGUAACUUCUCCCUAUAAUAUUCAUGCAUCAUCUAGUAAAAGGCUAAUGAGAAUACUCAAACUUAUCACAUAGAGGUUGUUAUCUUGAUCUGAUGCCAAAUUCUCCCAACUGGUUUACAAGAAAAUGUGCAACAGCUAGAGGGGAGAAAAACAAUUACGUCCUGGGAGUUAAAGGGUUAAAGAGAUAAUUAUAACUCAUGAUCAUAUGGAAUUAAUCAUUCAAUUUUUUUUUUGUCAUUGUCACCACUGCAACUUACAUGUCCCCAUUAUCAUCAUUGUCAUAUGUAGUGUAGACAUCAACUUGUUAAAUUUCAUUUCAAACAUUAUAAUUUUAGCAUGUUGGAGAAAAAGAUAACAGUGGUUGACUCAACCCACUCAUUUACCAGUGUGCAAAUGAUUUCCUUUUCUUUAGAUCCCUUUGCAACCCAUGACUGCAAAUGGACAACAGCGUAAUGAAGGUAUCUUUAUGAUAUUGGUAUAUGCUUUGCAGCUUUGGUUUUUUGAAGACAGAAAUACAAAGUCAGAUCCUUUUGAAUAAAUUUACAAUCAUGUAUUACAGUGUUCUCCCCUAUUUUAAGCGUGACAGCUAAAAUAAAUUUUCAAACCGGUAAAGGGAUCCUUCUAUCUGUUGAAUUUUCAAGAAUUCCAAGCAACUUUAAACGGUGAUAAGGGGUACUUCAGGCGGUAAAUAUUAUCGGUUACUGCCUGAAAAGGAGAACACUGUAUUACCAUGACCAGUGAGAACUCGGAGUUAAACACGAAUGGCAGAGGUGCUUUUAGUUUGUAUCAGGUUGGGUCAGUGGUAGAACAAGUUUUCUGAUGUUAAGAAGAGCAGGUCGUGUAGAAGCAAAACCAAGAAAUCCCACGACACUUACUAGCAGUGAUCAGAGAUUAAAAGAGAGUGAUUGUGCUUUAUUUUUAUAUACAGAUGCCUGUGACCUGUACACGUGGGGUAAUGGCUCCACAGGAAUGUUGGGGCAUGGUGAAAAUGCCGAGGAGAAUGUUCCUAAAGUUGUAGAGGCAUUGCAAUCAAAGGAUGUGAUGAAAAUAGCCUGUGGAACCACUCACACUGUUGUGUUAACAAGUAAGUCGCACUGCAUGAACAGUGAAGUGCCAACCAAACGAUCGCGGGCUCGUAACGUUAACACGCCCUGAGAAGACGCCUGCACUGCAGGCUACCUCCUUCUCGGAGCUGGCAGGUAGGGAGAGCAAUAGUCAGUUUUUAUACUCAAUGGAGCUUAAAUAAACUUUUGUUUCGCUUUUGUUUCUUUUUUUUUUAGACGAAGGAGAAGUGUUUUCUUGGGGUUUAGGGUAUGGUGGCAAGCUUGGACAAGGACAUCUUAGAGACAGAUCGACCCCGCUCAGAGUUGCUGCAUUGAAAGACAUGAAAAUAACGACAAUUGCGUGUCACGAAUUCCACACAGCAGCAGUUUGUGGUAAGAUAAUGACGCGUCAUAUCCCUGUGGCGACGUGGGGACUCAAAGAACACAAGCUUAGGCGCAAACGUCCAGACUAUCAAACCAAGGGAAAAAAAGACAAAGCGACUCUAGCCCAGAGCAAUUUCUACUUGAUUGUUGAGAAUUGUCCGGACCUGCGUUAGAUGUAUCUGUGCCUUUGUCUAGGCACAUAAAACCAACCAAACAAACAGUUCCCAAAUGAAAGCCGAAAUGUUUCUGGAAAAGUUUUAAUUUGUUUUUGUGCCUUAUCUUACGCAAAAUUAAAAAAAAAAACAAAAACAAAAAAGAAGGGCCUGAGCUUAACGCAAUUUCCAACUGAGUAUUAAAAGAGUGAAAGUUAUCGGGGUUUGCUCUACUUCUCUUUGUGAUUGGCCAAAAAAAUUCGGACCAUCCUCUCAACCAAUCACAUGUCGAACUAAAACCGAUCUUAACUUGGUCACUCGAUUUUUCCCGCGCUUAUAGCCUUCCAGUGGGCAGUCUUCCUAUUAGGAGAGAAUAGACUGGAAUGAGUCUGAGCUCUCGUAUCGUAGCGUACCUUUGUUGUGAUUGGCUGUCGUGAUUGUUUCUGUUUGGUUUGUUAAUUUUGUAAUAUUCAGUCGAUCACCUCACAUGACUUUCCAUUGAUGUUGACAGCUACAGGAGAAUUAUACACAUGGGGCAAAGGAGGUCCAAGGCUUGGAUAUGAGAGCGCUACAAGAAAAGAAAUACUACCAAGAUUGGUGGAAGGACUUGAAGAACACCGAGUUUCACACGUGGCUUGUGGACAAGCCCAUACUCUAGGUAAACUUGUGGGAUAAAUAUCUAUCUAUAUCACGUUUUCCAUCACGCACAGGACUAAAGUACGUCUGCACCUAUCAGGGACUUACUCGAAUAGAGGAAGCUGGCAACUUUACUAGUUUUAUAGAAAUUUAUUUUGUUAAACAUUAACGAAAUUUGAACAACAUCGGCAUUAUUUUAGAAGAUUUGCGUUAUUAUAUAGGUUUGGGGGCUUCACUUUGCAGCAUGCCGUGAACAGAAUUUGUUUCUGUAAAAAAAUUGUUUCUUUAAACCUUUCCCAAUUUUAAGGUUUAAUUCGCCAACGACUGAAAUCAAAGCUGUGUUCUUCGUUUUCAAUAAAAUCAUUUCUCGAGUGAAGUUAACUAAAAUUUUUUAAAUUCGCUAAAAAAGAAAAGCACGAAAAUGGAGAGGAUGAAUGAAAAAGGAACCAAAAAGAUUUGUAAUGGAUUUCAAAUGGCCAACUUGGAGAAUUGUUGCUAUGGGAACGGUCAUUAUUAAUCGACGAGGGGGAUUUUGGUUUUGUCCCCAUAAAUUUACCUGAUUCCCCCGUAAGGCUCUUCAGUUUUCUCCCAAUCUCCCUCCCCCCCUUUUUGUCAUUCAAACUCUGUUACAGACAACUGUUCCCCCUUCUGUUCCCCCUGAAAACCAUGUGACCUCCCCCCCACAAAAAGUCUCACGAUCCCCAUUCCAGACGAUAAAUAAUGACAGAUUCCUAAAUGUUUGAAGGAGAGCAAACCGCGACGAGAGUAAUUAAACAGGUGUACAUUUUAAAAUCCACAGUGUGCACCAAGAACGGACAGUGUCUUGCUUUUGGUGACAACGAGUUUGGCCAGCUCGGAAUCAAAGGACUCAACAUGAGUUAUGAGCCAUUGAGAGCACACGAGCUGGAGAGUCAUCACAUCAUGUACGUGGCUUGUGGAGCGCGUCACAGUGCGGUGUUAUCCGGUGAGUCAAGAACUCCUGGUGAACCCUUAACUCCCUCGAGUGACCAAGGAAGAAUUUCUCCUUACAAUAUCAAUACAACAUCAAGCAGACAAGUGAUGGGAAUGAAGAAAAAUAUCAGUUGGGAGAUUAUUAGUUGAUCUAAUACCAAAUUCUCCACACUAACAUCAUAAGAAUUGUACGGCAGACAGUUAGGAGAAUUACUAAUGUGAUCUUAAAAGUAAUUAAGGUGUUCGCUCAAACGCAGUUCAUUAUUUUUCCUUUCUCGAUAUCAUUGUUGAUCCUAAAUGUAAACACGGAAACAGAGUACAGCAUUCCAGGAGCGCUAACUGCUAGGAGUUAAAGAGAUAGACUCUUGAAACCUUAGCUAAAAAUUUAAAUCUAAGAAACAGGAGUACUCUUUUAGGUAGAAAACUCGUCUACUCUGUGUCAUUUUCCUAGUAUAUUUAUUGUGGGAAAUUCGAAUUCGUGUAGAUCUGGUAUUUUGGACAAAAAAAAACGCAAAACGGAUAGCUUUUCGGGGCCGCUAUUUACAGGUACGUUGAGGAACGGGCCCCUUGACUACAUUAUCGCGACGAGUUUUGCCUACCAUUUUUGUAUGUUUAUGAGUUGCAUGAAAUGUCAGGUCGGUAACCGAGAUGAACAAAGUGCAAACUUUAAUUUCUAUCCGGGUAACACGACUGGAGGGUUCAUCCAGGAUGAAGAAGAAGUUCUUUUCGGAUAAUGAGAUCUUGGUUAUAAUAAUCAACAUUUUGGUAACCAUCCAAACUCGCCGUCUCACUAUGAAUGUAUCGAAAUUGCCGAGGAGUGAUGAGGAGAGAUUUCAGAAAUCGAGCCAGCCCUAUUCAUUGUGCGUCUAUCAAGAGACCUUUCAAGUGAUGAAGUUUUCUUACCUGCGAUAUUCUGAGUCAUUUUUGGGCACGUGAAAACCAUCGUUAACUUAAAGGAGAUUACUAAAUAUUAGUUUGGUAAGAUAGAGAUACAAAAAAGGUGCGAGAAUGAAUUAUGAAAGAAAGAGGAUGGUAAAGGAUGAAAGAGAUUGAAAUGGAUUGCAAGUGGUUAACGUGGGAAAAAUGUUGUCACAAUUUUUUUUUUUGGUUCAAUUUAUUUAGAGGCCAUAACGGUGAUUUGCUUCCUUGUCUAUACGUCAUUUCUUGUUUUAGAUACUGGAUAUCUGUGGACGUGGGGUGAUAACAGGUCUGGUCAACUAGGAGUGGAAAAUCUGAGCCUCUCGUGCAAUCCGAUCACUUUGUCAACAUUGGCAGAAUUAAGGUAACUUACAGGAGAUGUAAACUUUCGGAUUCGUUCGCUUGGUACACUAUGGUUGAACGUUAAGAACAUGUAGAAAUUAACAGGAGUUUGAAAGUACUGAUUUGUUUUAUGAGCGUCACAUGGCCUGAGCGUUGAAUUUGUGAGGAGGUACCGAAAUGAUUGACAUAUAUCUGCCCCAAUGAACUCUCCAAGCUUCGAGUCAAAAGUAAUAGUAAGAAAUGUUGAUGCAUUUGGCUCCUUUGUGUGAGUUGUAAUCACAAAUAGAGACUCUAAAUACGUAACCAAACAGCAUGAAGGGACCAGAAUUAGAAAAAUCUCAAACUCAGCCUAAUAUGUACGAGUUUUUAGGCUGGAAAUUACCAAGAAACAAACUCCUUUGUGUAACAGAAUUGGAGCUUAUGCGUCACUUUAGCUUUAAAGUCACCUAAAAAACGUGAGCUAGAAAAUGUAGAAAAUUUACAAGAGAUUCAAAGUCUUUUCUUCUUUAAGUCCGCUCUUUUUCUCUCUGUAGGAAUCAAGUGAUAAUUGAUGUAAGUUGUGGAGACAAGCACACAGUGUUCUUAUCAAGUGAGUAAUUUCAUAUGUUCGAUUUUCCCCACUCUCCCGAGCCCCUUCUUCCAUCCUCCUGUUCCCCUUCCCCCGAGUAUAAACUCUUUGGUAAGGAGCGUGUGUCCUACACUCUACCUUUAUACUCACGAGAUAUCGCGGAAUAGAUAGCGAGUAGAGCAACCAAUCAGUUUGCAGCAUCUGUGAUAGAACCCUGCUAGAUUUAUUAAACAUGUUGUUUUUGUUUUUGUUUCGUUUUGCCUUUUUUUGUUUUAUUUUUGUUGUUGUCGUUUUAGAAAAAGGAAAGCUGUUUGGAAUGGGUGAUAACUCAGAAAAUCAACUAGGAAUGAACCAAAGAAACAAGUCCGGAGAGACAAUCUUAAGGGUAAAUAUACCCACCCGCAUUCAACUGUCCGCUCACUUCAGAGCUUCCAAAGCAAUACAACUUUCAUGCGGAGCUUCUCAUACAGCCGCUGUUACAGGUCAGUAAGACGAGAUCAUCCUACCAGAGCAAUUUUUUCAGUUGAAUUUCCAAAGUAAUCCGAGAUUGCCCAGGGUUUCAUUCACUACCCCUUAUUGGUCUGGAAAUUCGAACACCCUUCUUAACCAAUCAGCUGUGUUACUAAAACCAAUCCCGUCAGUCACAGGUGUUGUUUCGCCCUUCACACAGUUGACUGUUUUUUAUUUGAAGUCCUCAUUUCUUGGCUUUUUGUGUUCUCGUCCCCAGUUCUGACUCUCCUUGUGAUAAGCUUGGCUUUGAUUCUACGACACCCGAUCAAGAAGCGCUCCAUCCUGGCUACAGUUGAAACUUAAAUUUUGUGCGGAGGCUAGGGGGAAGAUGAAACUGGGGGAGGGGGGGAUCUAUGUUAAAAUUCGGGUAUGUUAACCUUUGAAGUACGGUGUGUACACUGGAGACAGUUAAUCAAGUGUGGUUCUUCACAAUCCUCUUUUUUCAGAAUCAGGAGAAAUAUUUACGUGGGGAAAGGGAAAAGCAGGUCGCUUAGGUCACGGUGAUACAAGAGACAGGUGAGGACUAAAUAGUCAUGCUCCCCGACAUUGUUCUGACAUUUUUAAAUUUGUGGAAAGGAAUUCUGUUUCGAGAUAUUAAAAGCAACCCCGCGUUUCAACUUGAAGGAGACUCAUAAAACAUGAUUUGAAGAUGAACUGGACAGAUGUAGGCUAAAUGUUAAGAUACCCAAACCGACAGGUUGUUCCCCCAAAUGAGGGCUUGGUGGCGCUCAACUUUCUUGGAGAUGAGGUCAAGCGAUAGGAAGAGAGACCUUGGGAACUAGGUUGGAUGAUUUCAGUCCUAUAAAACAACAGAUUAAUUUCGAAUUUAAGAAAAUAAUGGAACAGAUACGGAAAACUUAGAAAAAUCUUGCCAGACAAAAUAGUUCAGGGGUUAUUUCUUUCCUUCCGCUGAAGAUAAUUGGCAAACUUUGUUAGAAUAAUUUGUUCAUUCUUGAUUUCCUACAGACCAGUGCCUUGUGAACUAGACAUGGAUGGCAAGCGAGUCCGUCAUGUGGAAUGCGGUAAUACACACACAGCAUGCCUUGUCACUAGGGCUUGGGUCUCAGAGGAUUUGGUUAAGAACUGCAUGGCGUGCAAGACAAAGUUUUCAUUGGUGAACAGGAAGGUACACAAUUGUGCAACUGAUUCCUUCUCCUUACAACAUCAAUACUUUAUUUAGCAAUAGGAUUUUGAGAAAAGAAAGGCCCGUUGGUUUGAAGGUUUUGUCUUGAAAUUUUACCAGUCUCUCCAGAAGAGGAAAGAAAAAUAAAAGAAAGAAAACUUUGUAGCUGUCGCAAGUAGGACGGAACAUAUUGGGCAAGCAAAAUAGGUUCGACCAAGACAUUUUUGUGUGGUUUCUUAUGGGUGUUUUCUUAUUUUUUAUUAAUCUACAGCAUCACUGCCGCAAGUGUGGAGGCAUUUUUUGCGCUUCAUGCACUUCAAAACGAACUUCUGUUCUCAAUCUGCCAGGAGAUCGCAUCCCUCGACGAGUUUGUGACAGAUGCUACACAGUUCUUCUAGAAGACGUGACGUGAGGUUCUCCUGAAAAUGCCUUUAACCAAGGCACGUACGUACGGUAGUUUGUCUCCGAGAUUCAGAUUAGCCCGCAGUUGGUUUAUGUCUCUGACGCUCUUAUGAACACAUGAUGGACGUAAUUGAUUAGCAACGGAUAUGUCUUGACGGAAGCUAGGAAAGCCGGGUCGAGUACAUGAAAUUGAGGUUCAGUGGUAAAUUUUCUUCAUGACAAAAAAGAUGAGAGAAUGAUUUUUUUCCCGUGGUUUACUAUUUUUCCUAGGCUUUUCUUUUCUUUUAAACUGUUCCUGUUCCGAAAUAUUGUUCUUUGUGCGACAGGACUUCGUAAAAAACUUUCAUUUAAAUUAAGUUCGUAGUUUAAGUGUAUUUUUCUUGUAAUCUUCCCCAAUACAUAUUAACUUCAUCAUGAUGUGCUGGAAACAUUUUUUUUGUGGCUCGCGUCGUACGCCAUUGAAUACCAAAUGAGUGAAGCAGAUUCUUUGGUCUACGCAAUACACACACAAAAAAAAUGAUAACUAACGACCAAAACAAAGAUCAAUGAGAAUAUCAAAACUGAUCGGAUGAAGUAGUUUUUCAAUGUAAAUAUGCAAGUGUACACGGUUUUACAACAAACCGCAUUUAUCGUGUAAAAUUCCGUCAAUCUGUACUAGGUUAAUACUAAGGUAUUGUUUAAGUGACACAGGUGUUUAGCAUUCAACAUUUCACUCAAAACAAUGUAUUUGAAAACAAUUCUCUCGUAAAUGGGCCGUACUAUUUUAUAUCAUUUUAUCAAUAUUAGUUUUUACCAAUAUCAUUCGUAUUAUUUGAAUCCUUUGAACAAACAAAUAUAGUUAUUCCUUCUUUUGAAAAUACCAAAGAUCGCCCCCCCAAUCAUGAAUAAGGUAUAAACGUAGACUUUUAUCCUAUAAGACGUAAGCGUUAAAAACUGGGGAAUACCACCGCGUUUAGACCAAUGCGGGCGAGCAAAAAUCUUUGAUGGAUUAUAAUUACCAACUAUUCACCAAGUGGAGAUAUAAGUGGUAAAUCCGCUAGCAACAGAAAGUGAGGUGAUAGUUCUGUUAGUAUUUACUAAAACAGUGGGAUAAUAUAGCACAAAAAGGAUUAUUUUAACUCAUUUAUUCCUGUAAUGAUUAUAAAUCCCGUGCUAGUUGCUUGGAGCUGAAUAGCAAAGGGUAUUCGGAGUUGAGUAGCCAAUCAGAGAACCCCUUCAACGCUAUCCACUGUUUUGUAGAUACUAAUGCUGGAUAUUCCUCACUGUAAGCUAGGACAUAUUCUGUCCAGUGACACCUUUCAACUUUGUACUGGAACGGAAAAGUAUUGAUGAAUUAUUAACGGUAACACUAAGAUAAAUGCGUCGUUAGUCGUAUCAGUUGAGAAAACGACUGAAACACUACCUUUGGUGUUAAAAGAAAACCAUCUGGAAUAGGUUUAAAAAUUCAGUUAGCAUGUAAUCUAAUAGGAAUAUUUUCAAAUUCUACGUUUGUAAAUCAAUAUUUUCAAUAAAACUAUUAGACUCCUUUAUAAUUUAUUACAAUUCGUGUGGAUGUUUAGCUGAAACAUAUAGGCUCCUUAGUGUUGGAGACACAGGACAGUAGAACACCGCUUUAUUAUUAAAUCGUUUUCAUUGCUUUCCCCGUUCUUUUGUCUUUUUGUUCCUAAUUAUUUUACGGCAAC
Messenger RNA from Pocillopora meandrina, 13152 nucleotides. Lineage: Eukaryota; Metazoa; Cnidaria; Anthozoa; Scleractinia; Pocilloporidae. The record is from the annotation of a GenBank genome assembly.